AUGUUAAAAACAAAUAUUAAUGAUUCAAAUAUUCCCUCAAGAAAAAUCAAAAAACGAAAUUUCAUUGAUCCUCAAUCAAAACUUGGUCUAAUUAACAGUGUAGUAAUCGAUCAUUUACCAAUAUAUUAAGUUUUUAAAUUAUUUUAAUUUUAGGCAGCAAUAUUACACAAAAUCAAGUAUUCUUCAGCAAAACAUAUUAUCAGAAAUUAUUUAAGUGAUAGUGAUAAUUUUUUCUCUAGAUAAAAAAAAAGGUGUAGAAAAAUUAUCUAAAACAAUUUCAGAGUAAUAAUCGAUGUCAAUUCUGGAAAAAUUAAAAUCAUAAAAUCCACUCAAACAAUUUUGCCAACAAAUUUAUAACAAAAUAAUUAAACAAAUAUUAACGAUAUACUAUGUGAUUUAUCACAUAACUUAUUGAAACAAAUAAUUAAAUCACAAAAUAAUAAUAUUAAAUAUAAAUAAUACUUUAAACUUGAAUUACCUUAAAUAAAUAUGUCAUUUGAAUAAUAAUUAUCUGAAAUCAAGAACAUACUUAAUUUUUAACAUGAACAAAUGAAUCCAACAUGA
Messenger RNA from Paramecium sonneborni, 564 nucleotides. Lineage: Eukaryota; Ciliophora; Oligohymenophorea; Peniculida; Parameciidae. The record is from the annotation of a GenBank genome assembly.